AUGGGAAAUUGUGCAACAUGUGACGAUCCAUCAAUAUAUGAAAAUGGAGGAGAAUAAAUGAGACCUUUUAAGAAUAAACCAAACUUAGAAGAUUAAGAAAAUGUUCAAUAAUUGAGUUAGAAAAGUAAAUUAUCAUAGAGUGCAGUUAAAUCAUAGAAUGCUAGUUUUAUAGUAUAAUAACAUAUUAGGUGAUUUAAUAUAAUAUUAAUAGAUAAGAUUUAAAGAAAUUGGAUUCAAUACCUGAUUUUACAAAUGCUUAUACAAAGCCAUUAAUAGAUUAGUUAUAACCAUUCAAUUAUGAUUAAAAUGAGCCGUUUGAAUUAAAAUAAUUACCUUUUUAUGGUCCAGUAGAAAUAGAACCAAGUGUAUUUUACUAUGGAUAAUGGAAGAAUGGUUUAAGACAUGGAAGAGGAAAAUAAUUUUGGGCAGAUGGUUCUAUAUAUGAAGGAUAUUGGUUAUAAGAUAAAGCAAAUGGAGAAGGAAGAUUAAUACAUUCAGAUGGUGAUUUAUAUGAAGGGAAAUGGUUAAAUGAUAAAGCACAUGGAUUUGGAGUUUAUAGUCAUAAAGAUGGAGCAUUUUAUAGAGGUGAAUGGUAUGAAGAUUAAUAACAUGGAAUUGGAUUAGAAAAAUGGGCUGAUGGUUCAAUGUUUGAAGGAUCAUAUACAAAUGGUAUGAAACAUGGAAAUGGUAAAUUCAGUUGGCCAGACGGUAGUUCUUAUGUUGGAGAAUUUAUUAAUAAUAAUAUUCAUGGUAAAGGACAUUACAUUUGGGCAGAUAAUAGAGAAUAUGAAGGUGAUUGGAAAGAAAAUUAAAUGGAUGGUCAUGGAAUAUUUAGUUGGUCAGAUGGAAGGUAAUAUUAUAUAAAUUACAAUUAAUAGACGUUAUGUUGGUGACUAUAUUAAUGAUAAAAAAGAGGGUUAUGGUGAAUUUUAUUGGCCUGAUGGUAGAGUUUAUAAAGGAUACUGGAAAGAUGGUAAAUAACAUGGAAAAGGUUAAUAUAAGGGUACUAACAGAAUAUUAAAAGAAGGAGAAUGGGUUGAUGGGAAAUUACUUAAAUGGAAUAACUGA
This is a messenger RNA of Paramecium sonneborni, 1068 nucleotides long. NCBI's taxonomy places the organism in Eukaryota, Ciliophora, Oligohymenophorea, Peniculida, Parameciidae. The record is from the annotation of a GenBank genome assembly.